AUGGCUCUCACGUACAAGCAGUCGGUUCUCGUGCGGGGCUCGAUCCCAGCCCUGCGCGAGCACGGCGAGACCAUCACAAGCCUCUUCUACGCCAACAUGUUGCGCGCCCAUCCGGAGCUGCAUGACAUGUUCAAUACAGCCAACCAGGCCAACGGCCGGCAACCGCGUGCCCUGACGUCCGUCAUCCUGGCCUUUGCCGCCAACCUCAACCACACAGCCGAGCUCAUCCCCCGUCUCGAACGCAUGUGCAACAAGCACUGCUCCCUCAAUAUCCGGCCCGAACACUACGACAUUGUCGGCAAGUACCUGCUCGAAGCCUUUGGACAGAUCCUCGGCCCGACGUGGACGCCAGAGGUGCAGCAGGCGUGGCACAAGGCAUACUCGUUGCUUGCCAAGAUGCUCAUCGGACGCGAGGCGCAGCUGUACCGGGAUUUCGAGCUCGGCGCGGGCUGGGGCCCGACGGCGUUCCGCAAGUUCCGCAUCGAGCGCAAGGUCGCCGAGACGGACGACAUUUACUCGUUCUACCUCGUCCCCGUCGACGGGCGGCGGCUGCCGGCGUUUCUGCCGGGCCAGUACGUCACGGUGCGCGUGGCCGUGCCGGCGAUCCACCACCUGCAGAUGCGGCAGUACUCGCUCUCCGAGGCGCCGCGGCCGGACCACUACCGGGUGACGAUCAAGCGCGACACGGGCACGCAGGUGGGCAAGGGCGCCGAGGCGCUGCGUCUGCACCCGGGGGCCGUGUCGAACCUGCUCAUCGACGACAAGCAGGCGGGCGACACGGUGGAGCUGUCGCACCCGGCGGGCGACUUCCACCUCGACACGGACGCGUCGUCGACGCUGCCGCUCGUGCUCAUCUCGGCCGGCGUCGGCGCGGCGCCGCUGGCUGCCAUCCUCAACACGGUCGUCGAGCGCCAGGCCGUCCGCCCCAUCAGCUGGGUGCACUGCUCGGCGCGCGGCGCCGGGCCCUUUGAGGCCCACGUGCGCCGCCUCGCCGCGUCGCGCGACCGCUUCGCCACCCGCUUCUUCCGCAGCAAGGUCGCCGACGCCGACGCGUGCCAGACGCGCACCCCCGGCGACGAGUACGGCGUGCGCCUCGACCUCGCCGUCAUGGACCGCGGGCAGCUGCACCUCGAGCACGGCGGCGCCGAGUACUACAUCUGCGGGUCCGAGGCCUUCAUGGCCGAGACGUCGGCCUACCUCCUCGCGCAGGGCGUCGAUGAGACGAGGGUGCACUAUGAGUGGUUCACGACGGGCGACCCGGAGUUCAAGCACUAG
This is a messenger RNA of Verticillium dahliae VdLs.17, 1275 nucleotides long. Its product is annotated as hemoglobin. Bases 1 to 1275 code for a protein of 424 amino acids. Gene Ontology annotation, biological process: nitric oxide catabolic process; cellular response to nitrosative stress. Gene Ontology annotation, cellular component: intracellular anatomical structure. NCBI's taxonomy places the organism in Eukaryota, Fungi, Ascomycota, Sordariomycetes, Glomerellales, Plectosphaerellaceae. The record is from RefSeq and is a predicted model, not a curated record. The transcript has a single exon. Gene Ontology annotation, molecular function: nitric oxide dioxygenase [NAD(P)H] activity; heme binding; FAD binding.